AUGGAGCAGCAACACAAGCGGGGCGCCGAUGUGGAGGAAGGGCAGCCGCUCAUGUCCCACCAACGCUCGCCCUCCCCGCUGCUUGCACGCGAGGCACCUCCAUCGCCCACCCUCUCCUCCUAUCAGUCGUUCCCACGAACCUCCAUCUCCUACUCCGCCCCAGCAGCCCCACCCCACCACUCGGCCCAGGGCGUGCUCGCUCGCCUCAACAACUUUCUGCGACUGGCGAAGCCGCUUGAAGAGGAGCACGAUGAGAGUCGCGCCGACGGCUGUGGCUGGUUCUACUGCGGGUGGCGAGCGCGGCUGGGCCACUGGCUCGAGGGCCGCCGGGUGCAGUACUUCUUCAUUUCGCUGCUGGUGCUGGACAUCGUCCUGCUCACCUGCGAGCUCGCCUUCGAGGAGUACUUUGCCGACGAGGACGGCGAGGAGUGGAUCCUCAUCGUCAAGGAGGUCUUUGAAUAUGCGAGCGUGAGCAUCCUGCUGGUGUUUGCGGUGGAAGUGGUGCUGCUGGUGAUCGCGUUCGACCUGGCCUUCUUCACGCACCCGUUCUACGUCAUUGACGCGAUCAUCAUCGGCGUGUCGCUGUUCUUCGACCUGUACCUCAAGGAGGCCCUGGCCGGCUUCCUGGUCGUGUUUCGAUUCUGGCGCGUCGUUCGCGUGGUUCACUCGAUCGUGGCCGCCGAGGAGGAAAGGCACGGCGAGACCAAGCGGGAGAAGCGACGCCUCGAAGAAGAAAUUAAAGACUACCAGGAAACGAUCGCGGACUUGCAGCGAAGGCUGGACGCCAAGGACUGGGCGCUGGAGCGGCUGCGGGAGAAGUGCGCUGCGCUUGAGCAGCGACAGCGGGAUCCGUCGGCCGACAACUACGACACGAUACCGAGCAGCAGGAGCGGCAGCAGCAGCAGGAGCGGCAGCCAGUCCUCCUUGCCCAGCCUGUCGGCCCAACUGCCAGCAAGCGCCACAUAA
Molecule: messenger RNA, 966 nt
Organism: Acanthamoeba castellanii str. Neff
Lineage: Eukaryota; Discosea; Longamoebia; Acanthamoebidae
Exons: 7
Coding region: 1-966 (321 amino acids)
Biological process (GO): proton transmembrane transport
Cellular component (GO): plasma membrane
Molecular function (GO): voltage-gated proton channel activity
Source: RefSeq, a predicted model, not a curated record